Rhizoctonia solani is the source of this 1545-nucleotide messenger RNA. Its product is annotated as Fungal specific transcription factor domain. Gene Ontology annotation, cellular component: nucleus. Gene Ontology annotation, molecular function: zinc ion binding; transcription cis-regulatory region binding; DNA-binding transcription factor activity, RNA polymerase II-specific. Bases 1 to 1545 code for a protein of 514 amino acids. Gene Ontology annotation, biological process: positive regulation of transcription by RNA polymerase II. The transcript is spliced from 6 exons. Lineage: Eukaryota; Fungi; Basidiomycota; Agaricomycetes; Cantharellales; Ceratobasidiaceae. The record is from RefSeq and is a predicted model, not a curated record.
AUGGCGCCGGGACCUAUCGGAACGAGCUGUUUGACAUGCAAGCGUCGUGCGCAAGAUAGCCACAAGAAGUGCGACCGACGGAAACCGAUUUGCGAACGAUGUUCAAAGGGAGGCUAUGAAUGUCUAGGAUAUGACCACAAUAUAUCGGCUGGAUACACCGAUGCCGAUGAUGAGCCUUUGCCGUUGAACCGCCUCCAAUCGGAAUCAUCCAGUUCGUUAUCCUCACCUCACAGUAGCGGCAGCGGCAUUGGGAGCAAUGAAUUCCUUAUUUUGGACGAUGCGAUGGGUGCUCGAAGUAUCUAUGGCGUGCGCGAAACAACCCAGCAUCUCAUUCAACCGAACACGGCACACAUACCACAGGAGAAUCUUUUUGACACGGCUCCGCCGUACUAUGCAAAUGUUGUAGCUCACGGGGAUCCUCCUCCCACGCGACCUAAGCACCAACCUACUAUGCCUAUAACAACAUCACCACAUAUCACAAAUACUGCUAUUUCCCAAGUAAUCGACCUCUCCACAGAUCAUUUGUUAUUUGCACUCGCUUCUCAGAUACCCCAAGGAGUUCCACUACCGCCUGACAUACGAGACACGGCAGAAUACGUAAUGUCGAGCUUGGAGCGUGUGCUGGGCGUUACAUAUUUUAAACCUCAUGGGAAACAAUUAGGAAGAUUCCUUGGACAAACAGCAUGGCGAUUAUCAACAUGUAACUUUGCUCGUCAAGGCCUGCUCAUAUAUGCCAAGAUCCGUGACUCGAUUCUGGAGGGCAGUGAUUCUGGAAACGAGAGCACGUUUGCUCGUUGGAUCGAAGGGCAUGAGCAAAGGCUGUCUACUGGUCUCAAUCAGUCAUUGACUCCCUACGAACUCCAUGAGCGACACCAAGAUCUCCUGGAAGUAUUCUACAUCAAGAUUGGUAUCUUCAAUGCCACUACCACUUAUCGACUACUGUGCCAUCUUGCGCCAAGCUUUCUUGAAACGGUCUAUUCCGAUCCAACACUAUGGUCGACGCAGCAGGACCCCUCCUUGGUUUCCAUCGCGCAUUUGCUCUCCUCCUCCCGUUAUGGGCCAGCAAACUACAUGCUCAUGGAUGUCGUGGCUUCUAUGAUAUACGGAGUCCCUCACAUCAUGCAGUACAAUGCGGACGUCGAGCCUUUCCAUACCCAACCCCACUCUGCGGAAUGGAUGAACUGCUUUCCUGGCGAAUUUCUGAUACUGCUUGCCAAAAUCAAUAUCUGCCGGGACCAAGGAUCUGUAGUUGAUGAUUGGUUAGACAUUGAACGACGAUUAGUUUCCUGGGAACCUCGGCCCAAGUUCGAGCCGGAGGGAUUAGAUUCCUCUAAAUCAGUUGCAUGGCUGGCGCUCCAAGAGACCUGGAGGCAUACGCUGCUCAUAUACUUGUACUUGGUUCUAUACGGCGUCCCUACCGAUGACUCACGAAUACAGACCUCAAUACGUCAAAUAUUUCAGAUCCUUGGAGUCAUCCGGCGACAGAACCCACCUAUCGCAAAUGUCCAUUUCUUUGCUCAGUAUCUAGUAGUGAGUGGUUUUUAA